This is a messenger RNA of Belonocnema kinseyi, 789 nucleotides long. RefSeq names its product trypsin-1-like. NCBI's taxonomy places the organism in Eukaryota, Metazoa, Arthropoda, Insecta, Hymenoptera, Cynipidae. Gene Ontology annotation, molecular function: serine-type endopeptidase activity. Gene Ontology annotation, biological process: proteolysis. The record is from RefSeq and is a predicted model, not a curated record. The transcript has 2 exons. Bases 1 to 789 code for a protein of 262 amino acids.
AUGUUUGGGUAUUUCAUUCUUUCAAUUCUAUCCGUCGUGACUGCGACUGACCGAAUUCCAAAUCUAGUUGGUAUAAAUCCCUUCACUCCCAAUGGACGCAUAGUUGGUGGCGAUUCAGUUUCCAUUCAGGAAUAUCCCCAUCAAGUGUCACUGCAGGCUUACGGAUUUGGUUUCUGCGGAGGAAGUAUCAUCUCAGCAGAUUGGGUAUUGACUGCUGGACACUGUACCAGUUAUCCAAGUGCGUGGAUCACCGUUCGAGCUGGUACGAGUCAAUUUAAUUCGGGUGGAUCUAUACACGAAGUGGAGGAAGUUGUCAGGCAUGAGAAUUACAGAACGAAUUUGCAUGGAAUUCCUGAAAAUGAUGUGGCACUACUGAAGUUGAAAACACCCCUGGAAUUAGAUGCAACGCGUAAGCCAGUCUCUCUUUUUGACCAGGAUGAAGAGGCUGUUGAAGGAUCACUUUCUACCAUUACCGGAUGGGGUGCUCUAAAAGAAGGAGGCAGUACAUCUAGAGUGCUUCAAACUGUAAACGUUCCCAUUGUAUCAAAAGAAUUGUGCAGUAAAGCUUAUUCUUCUUAUGGAGGACUUCCUGAUGGUCAGAUUUGUGCUGCUCAUCCCAAAGGGGGAAAAGAUGCAUGCCAAGGUGAUUCGGGUGGUCCUCUUACAAUUUAUGGAAGAUUAGCUGGUAUUGUCUCUUGGGGCAAUGGAUGUGCAAGAAAAGGAUUUCCUGGCGUGUACACCGAAGUGGCUUCCUUCCGGGAUUGGAUUGUGAGACAUGCUGGACUUUAA